Messenger RNA from Moesziomyces antarcticus, 1776 nucleotides. RefSeq names its product RCC1/BLIP-II protein. Gene Ontology annotation, molecular function: protein binding; guanyl-nucleotide exchange factor activity. Gene Ontology annotation, cellular component: cytoplasm. NCBI's taxonomy places the organism in Eukaryota, Fungi, Basidiomycota, Ustilaginomycetes, Ustilaginales, Ustilaginaceae. The transcript has a single exon. The coding region runs from base 1 to 1776 and encodes 591 amino acids. The record is from RefSeq and is a predicted model, not a curated record.
AUGAAUCCGUUGGAGCUGCCGCUGCCUGUGGUGGUGGAUAACCUGCUGCCUCUGCUGUCGAAUGCGGAUCUGGCGGCACUGCGCUCCGUGUCCAAGCACGCCAAAGCGCUCGUCGAGGAUGAAGUACUCUGGAAACGAAAGGUGCUCGCCGACUUUACGUUCCCGCAGCAUGCAACGGCACGCAUGGGCGGAUGGUUUAACCUCUACCGCGGACUCAGCAACCCGCACGUCUACGUCUGGGGCCAGCUGAGCCAGGGGCGUCUGGGCCUCGACCUCGACCAGCUCGAUAGCAAAAUCGUACUAGACGCAAACAGCAUCCAUGGCGGCAUCCCAUACCCAGUCCGACUCACAGCGAUUGGGUCGGCGAGCACGCAGCGGACACUGGCGGACGAUGCAGGUGCGGUGGUGGAGAUUGUUGCGGGAGGAUGGGCGUUCCACGCUCGCACCUCGACGGGCAAGGUGUGGCAUUGGGGCACCAUGCAUGGCGAGACGUUUGCGGGCCCGAGAUCUUCGCUGCGCGAUCCCGGAAGCAAAGUGGAUACGCCUCAACUCAUGCAUGGCCUGCCAGACGUCCAGUCGCUUUCGGGAGGCAGAUGCCAUGCAGUCGCACUCUCCACCGACCACGAACUGCUAGAAUGGCGUGCCUGGGGCAGCAUAUGGAAGCUCCAAAACCUCCCGGAGAGCAUCACCACUCCAUCCCCCGCCGCACAGCACGAUGGACUGACAGCCAAGAGCAACAUCAGGCAGCUCGAGGCGGGAUGGUCGUUUUCGGCGGUGCUGACGUACACAAGCGAGGUUUGGCUGUGGUACUCGGACUGGAAUGCCGACGAAUUUCAGCGCAGCUACUACGACGGACACGAGCGCGAGAGCAUGCUGCAUGCCGAUCCACCCGGCUAUGGCGAUCAAAAGGUCUUCCCGCUGCAGGUGGAGCCCGUGUGUCUGCCGCGCAUUGCGGGCGAGGGUGACGCGCAGCAUAUCGUGCAGAUUGCUGCAGGUGAGGACUUUAUCGUUGCGCUCACCGCGUCUGGGACGCUGCAUCGCAUCGACCUGCAUCUGCCGCCUCCAACGGGAAACGAGUGGCAGGCAAUACGCCAGGCGUAUGCGCUGCGGCGCGAUGACGACGGCCUCGGCGGGGUGGUGCACCGUCAGCGCAUCAAUCGCCUUUUCGCCACCACUGCACGCUGGGAGGCACUUGCGGGUUUUGAACGGCCCGAGGCACUCCAAGACUUUGAUCCGACGUGGUUGGCGGGAGGUGUGGCUGGGCGUAUCACGCACAUCUCCGCGCACUUUCGCCGAUUCGUAGUCAUCAUCCCCGUGAUCCACGGGGAGAGGGAGGAUACGCUUGUUCUGCUGGGCACGCCGGAUUCAGUGCAACCGGAGAUGGUGCCGGAGUUGCAGGCGCGUGGGGUGAUCAAAGUGGUCAUGGGCGACUACCACUACGGCGCGCUCACGCAGCAAGGCGAGAUUCUUACGUGGGGUGCAUUCUCCAAGGGUGCUCUUGGGAACUGGCCGCCGCCCUGGCACCUUGCCUCUAGCACAUCGGACCGCACGGAGGCAGAGCAGGAAGGCGGGGGUUGGUUAGGCAACCUUGUGCCGCUGCCGAGGGUCUUGCGGCCCUCGCGUGUGCCACGACAAACACCGCGAGCAGGCCACCAAGACGUGCACGAUCCAACGCAGAUUACGAUCCAUCCUCGCGGCGGGGCGAUGCCGUUUGCGUUCGACCUGGCGUUUGCAGGAUGGCAUUCGUCGGCACUCGCUAUGCCUGCGCCGCCUUAG